Messenger RNA from Myripristis murdjan (pinecone soldierfish), 1097 nucleotides. It is a transcript of the gene dlx5a, whose product is annotated as distal-less homeobox 5a. Bases 118 to 978 code for a protein of 286 amino acids. The record is from RefSeq and is a predicted model, not a curated record. The transcript is spliced from 3 exons. Gene Ontology annotation, molecular function: DNA-binding transcription factor activity, RNA polymerase II-specific; RNA polymerase II cis-regulatory region sequence-specific DNA binding. Lineage: Eukaryota; Metazoa; Chordata; Actinopteri; Holocentriformes; Holocentridae. Gene Ontology annotation, biological process: embryo development; cell differentiation; anatomical structure formation involved in morphogenesis.
CGACGGCGCGACAGCCUUUCGACAAUGCCAGUGUAGAGUUCACACCACUUUGGAGUCAGACUGUGUCGUUUGUGUUAACGAAAUAAAACAAAAAACACACGUUUUCCCUUUCGAAGUAUGACUGGAGUGUUCGACCGGAGGAUCUCGAGUGUAAAACCUGCAGAUUUCCAGAGCUCGUUUCAACUCUCCACCAUGCAUCAUCCAUCUCAGGAAUCUCCUACCUUACCCGAGUCCACGGCCACGGAUUCUGGCUACUACAGUCCCGUCGGUGGAGUCCCGCACGGUUACUGCUCCCCCAACUCAACCUCGUACGGGAAGCCUCUCAAUGCCUAUCAGUACCAGUACCACGGCGUAAAUGGAUCCGCUGGAAAUUACUCGACAAAGUCCUACCCUGAUUACAGCUCGUACACGACCUCUGCUUACCACCAGUACGCAGGGAGUUACAGCAGAGUACAAGCCCAGCCAAGUCCACAAGAAAAGGAAGUAACAGAGCCCGAGGUGAGGAUGGUGAACGGGAAGCCCAAGAAAGUCAGAAAACCCCGGACAAUCUACUCCAGCUUCCAGCUGGCCGCCUUGCAGAGGAGGUUUCAGAACACACAGUACCUGGCGCUGCCGGAGAGAGCCGAGCUGGCCGCCUCACUGGGACUCACGCAAACACAGGUAAAAAUCUGGUUCCAGAACAAAAGGUCAAAGCUGAAGAAGAUCAUGAAAAACGGAGAGCUUCCACCUGAGCACAGCCCCAGCUCCAGCGACCCCAUGGCGUGCAACUCUCCACAGUCCCCGGCCGUGUGGGACACGCAGGGCCCCUCCAGGCCCCACAGCUUACAGCCUCAAAACAUCAACACGACGGCCUCUAACUUUUUGGAAAACGCGGGCUCAUGGUACACCUCCACAGCCGGCGGCUCCAUGAAUUCCCACCUCCAGACCCCUAACUCGAUACAGCACUCUUUGGCUCUCGGAGCGGGGACGUUAUAUUGAAAACCUGUUGUGCAUUUCAAAUAUUUUUUUUUUCCCCUUCUAUUGGACUCGUGUUUAAAUUUCAGAGGAAUAUGCAAUGUAUUUGAUGGCAGUCAUAGAAGAAACGUGUAAAAUAUGUA